Molecule: messenger RNA, 455 nt
Organism: Anoplophora glabripennis (Asian longhorned beetle)
Lineage: Eukaryota; Metazoa; Arthropoda; Insecta; Coleoptera; Cerambycidae
Product: probable ATP-dependent RNA helicase DDX47
Source: RefSeq, a predicted model, not a curated record
AGGUUUAGACAUCCCCCACGUAGAUAUUGUCAUAAAUUUUGAUAUUCCUACACAUAGCAAGGAUUAUAUACACAGAGUGGGAAGAACAGCAAGGGCUGGCAGAUCUGGAAAGGCAAUUACUUUUGUGACACAGUACGAUGUGGAAUUAUAUCAGAGGAUAGAGCAAUUAAUUGACAAACAACUUCCGCUUUAUAAAACUGAGGAAGAAGAGGUAAUGGUUUUACAGGAAAGAGUCGCAGAAGCCCAAAGAAUAGCAAAAAUGGAAAUGAGGGAUUUAACAGAAAAAAAAGGUAAAAGAAAAAAUGGUGCAGAUGAUGAUGGAGAUGACACAGAAGGUACAACAGGAGUCAGGAAGAGACUAAAAGGGAGACAAAAAAAGUGGAAAAAAGAAAUGAUAAUGUAACGAAGUCUUAAUUUACAAUAACAUUGUCUUGAAUAAAUCAUAACAUACAAUA